AUGGGACCAUUGGAAAGACCACCCAUUGGCUGGACACACAAGGAAGCAGAGAUGCACACUGGUCCCCAGCCUGAUGAGAGGAGCAGGGGAUGGGGGCCCAGAGACAAGACCACUGCCCCUUCUCCUCUCCCCCCAGCCCUGUCCUUCCUCCUCCUGUUACCACUGGCUGGUGCCCUACAGCCCACCUCACUGCCCUUUCCAGAACUCAGGCUGGUGGGGGGCCCGAGCCGCUGCCGGGGCCGCCUGGAGGUCCUACACGGGGGCUCCUGGGGCAGCGUCUGUGAUGACGACUGGGACGUGGUGGACGCCAAUGUGGUGUGUCGUCAGCUGGGCUGUGGCCUGGCGCUGCCCGUGCCCCGGCCCCUCGCCUUUGGCCAGGGCCGAGGCCCCAUCCUGCUGGACAACGUGGAAUGCCGCGGGCAGGAAGCCGCCCUGAGCGAGUGCAGCAGCCGAGGCUGGGGCGUGCACAACUGCUUCCACUACGAGGACGUGGCGGUCCUGUGUGACGAAUUCUUGCCCACGCAGCCCCCAACAAGGAGAGUGUUAACCAGCAGGGCACCCCCUACAACGCCCCAGAAUGGAAAAGGUGAGGGCAGCGUGCGCCUGGUCGGGGGCGCAGGCCCGUGCCAGGGCCGAGUGGAGAUCCUGCACGGUGGCCUGUGGGGCACCGUGUGUGACGACGACUGGGGGCUGCCGGACGCCGCCGUGGUGUGCCGCCAGCUGGGCUGCGGAGCGGCCCUGGCGGCCACUACCAACGCCUUCUUCGGCUACGGCACGGGGCACAUCCUGCUGGACAACGUGCACUGUGAGGGCGGCGAGCCCAGUCUAGCAGUCUGCCUGAGUCUGGGCUGGGGCGUGCACAACUGUGGCCACCACGAGGACGCCGGCGCGCUCUGCGCAGUCCUGGGCCACCCGACUCUCACAGCACCGCCACUGUUGGCCACAAGAGCGGACUGGGCCUGGCACACAGAGCCAGAGGCUACAGGAGUUGGUGCCCUGCCUUCCAGGGAGCCCACACGGCUCACCACUGCCGCCUGGGCGGCAAGGAAGAAAAGCGGGCGGCUGCGGCUGGUGGGUGGCCCUGGCCCGUGCCGCGGUCGCGUGGAGGUGCUGUACGCCGGGGGCUGGGGCACCGUGUGCGACGAUGACUGGGACUUCGCGGACGCGCGCGUGGCCUGCCGCGAGGCGGGCUGCGGGCCGGCGCUGGGCGCCACGGGCCUCGGCCACUUCGGCUACGGCCGCGGCCCCGUGCUGCUGGACAACGUGGGUUGCGCCGGCACGGAAGCCCGCCUCAGCGACUGCUUCCACCUGGGCUGGGGCCAGCACAACUGCGGCCACCAUGAGGAUGCGGGCGCGCUCUGCUCAGGUCCAGAGGAGCUAGUUCAGCAGGAGGGUGCUGAGACCACCCGGGUGCCCACUCCUCGGCCCAGGGAUGGGCACCUCCGUCUGGUCAACGGAGCCCACCGAUGUGAGGGGCGUGUGGAGCUCUUCCUAGGGCAGCGGUGGGGCACCAUCUGUGAUGAUGCUUGGGACCUGCGGGCAGCCGGCGUCUUGUGUCGCCAGCUGGGCUGUGGCCAGGCCCUGGCAGCCCCUGGUGAGGCUCACUUUGGCCCAGGCCGAGGCCCUAUUCUCCUGGACAACGUCAAGUGCCGGGGGGAUGAGGGUGCCCUGCUUCUGUGCUCUCACAUCCGCUGGGAUGCCCACAACUGUGACCACAGCGAGGAUGCCAGUGUCCUGUGCCAGCCGGCGUGACCCAGCUCACUCUGCAGACCACCUCUUCUGGGAGCCUACUGCGGCCUGCCCCUCUUCCUCCAGGAAGUC
This is a messenger RNA of Dama dama (fallow deer), 1821 nucleotides long. RefSeq names its product scavenger receptor cysteine rich family member with 4 domains (gene SSC4D). NCBI's taxonomy places the organism in Eukaryota, Metazoa, Chordata, Mammalia, Artiodactyla, Cervidae. Gene Ontology annotation, cellular component: membrane. The record is from RefSeq and is a predicted model, not a curated record. The coding region runs from base 1 to 1752 and encodes 583 amino acids. The transcript has 10 exons.